AUGAGUUGGCAUAAUCAAUCCAAUAAGAAUUCUAACAAUGAUGAUGAAUAUGGUAAUAAAAAUUUCAAACAAUAUGAAAUCAAAGAAGGUAUUGCAUUUUUAAUUGAAAUAACUCCAGAAUUAUUAAUUCCUCAAUCUAAUUUAAAUUCUCAUAGUCAAUUAUUUGAAAUUUUAUCAAGUAUUAAUGAUUUAAUGCAAGAAUUAAUUAUUACUUCUAGAAGCACUGGGAUUGGAAUAUAUUUUUAUAAUUGUGCUAAAUCAAAUAAAUUAUCAUCAAUGAAAAAUACUAAUUGUACUGGAUUUGAACGAUUAUUUCAUUUAAAUGUAUUAAAUUUACAAAAUAUGAAAAAAUUGAAUGAUUUAAUUCAAGAUGAUAUAAAUAAUAUUAAAUCAAUUGAUGAAAUUUUUAAAUAUCAACCAUUAAAGAAAAUUGACUUGAAAGUGGGGAAACAAUCACAUUCUGAAACCCAAACCCAGACUCAAACGCAAACACAGUCAUCACAUACUAUACAAGAAACUCAAUUGACAGUGGUUUUGAAUAAAAUGAUUGAUGAAUUCAUUAAUAAAAGAGAAUUCAAUAAACGAAGAAUGGUUUGGAUUACAACAAACGAUAAACCAUAUCAUGAAGAAUCAGAACGAGAAGCACUAUGGAGAACAAUUGAUGAUUUUUAUUAUUAUGGAUUUUUCAUAGAACCAUUAUUUCUAUCUACCAAUGAACAAAAACCAUUUGAUUUUGAGUUGUAUAAAGAUAUUUUCAUGAAUACUAAUUAUUUGAAAAAAAGUCAAGAAAAUCUGGAAAGUUUACGUCAUACAGCUCAUGCAAAUUAUGAUAAUAAUGAUGGUAACCUCGGUGACGAUAACAAUAAUGAUGAUGAUAAAAAUCUUAUUAAACCAAGUGGUGGAUUUUCUAAAGAUAGUAUCAUUUUCAAGAAAUCAGUUGUUGGUGAUCAAAUUAGGAAAAGUAUAUUCAGAAUCAAAGAAGUUAGACGAAUACAAUUUACUUGUGAUUUAAUUCUAAGUGAUAAUGGUAAAAUUGGUGGGGGAUUUGGUUGUACUGUCAAAGGAUACAUGUUAUAUUCUCAUGAGAAAAUCAAUCGUAAUGAAUUAUUACUUUAUACAAGAUCAGAAACUCUUAAAAGAGUGUUUUCAAGUUCUAAAUUGAUGCAAAAUGGAAAAGCUAUUGAAAUAGCAAAAGAUACAGGCAAACUGUAUCAAGAUCGUAAAGAGGAAGCAGGAAUUAGAAAAGGAUUUGAGAUUGGUGGUGGACAAGAUAUUAUCAUAUUAAAUAAACAACAAUUGGAAUUUCUAACCAAUUAUUCAUUUGAUCAUAGAUUGAAAGAUAGUGAUGAUGAGGACAAUGAGGAUGGGAAUGAUAGUUUAGAAACAGAUAUAUCUGAUGAUGACGACGAAGAAGGAGGAGCUGGUGGGACUGGAGGAGAAACAAAGCCCGUAUCAUUUUCAAAACCUCCAUAUUUGAAACUAAUUGGGUUUAGAGACAUUUCCCAUUUCAGCCCUGUCUAUUCAUGUGGUGCCCCAAUUUUUGUUACUCCUGAUGUUGAUAAUGGAAUGAUAUCUUCGGCAGUUACUGGGGGAUUCACUAACUCUUUUAAAACAUUUGCUUCAUUGUAUCGAUCAUGUGUGAAAUUAAAUCAAUAUGCCAUUGUUUUGGGUUGCACCAGAAGUAAUUCUCGACCACGUUUAUAUGCCUUAUAUCCUACUCAUACAACAAACUCAUCCAAAAAUCCUUUACCAAAGAAUCUUGAUGAUGAAGUAGAUAAUGAUGACAAUCAAGAUGAAUUCCCACAAGGUUUUUUAUUAAUUAAGUUGCCUUGGCUUGAGGAUGUGAGAGCCUUGCCUGGAGAAUAUAUUAAAAAUACUCAACGAGAAGAAAUCCAUAAUGAUGACACAUUAAUUGAUAAUUUCAAACAAUUAUUACCUAAAUUUGAACUUCUGCAUUAUGAUCCUCGAGAAUUCCCCAAUGCGUCAUUAAAUUAUUUUUAUAAAGUUAUCAAACAUGAAAUUUUACAAAUGGAACUUAAACCUUCACAAAGACCAUUAAUGGAAAAUGAUAUAACGAUGCAAAAAUUAGCUCAAUUGAAAAAUUCAAUUAAUAAUGAUGAUACAGCUAUUGAAUUAUUACAAAAGAUUAAUUCGCGUAUGAAUGAGAUUGAUGCCACUGUUGGUGCUGAAGUUUUAAAAAGAAAACAAAUGGAAGAUAUGCAAAACAAUAAUAGUAAUAAUGGAGGGAAAAGAUUUAAAUCAGGUCCAGUUUCUGAUCAAGAAAUAUUAGAUGCUUGGGAAAAUAAUCAAUUGGAUAGGUUUUCAGUGGAUCAAUUGAAGGCAUUUAGAAGAAAAUAUCCUGAUGUCAAAUCAGCUAAUAAGAAAGCUGACUUGAUUGAAAAUAUCAGUGAGUUUAUAAGGACUCAUAGAAAAUGA
Candida albicans SC5314 is the source of this 2436-nucleotide messenger RNA. It is a transcript of the gene CAS1, whose product is annotated as ATP-dependent DNA helicase. Lineage: Eukaryota; Fungi; Ascomycota; Pichiomycetes; Serinales; Debaryomycetaceae. The coding region runs from base 1 to 2436 and encodes 811 amino acids. The record is from RefSeq and is a predicted model, not a curated record. Gene Ontology annotation, biological process: cellular response to gamma radiation; double-strand break repair via nonhomologous end joining; telomere maintenance. The transcript has a single exon. Gene Ontology annotation, cellular component: Ku70:Ku80 complex. Gene Ontology annotation, molecular function: telomeric repeat DNA binding; double-stranded DNA binding.